Messenger RNA from Suillus fuscotomentosus, 1341 nucleotides. RefSeq lists its product as uncharacterized. Lineage: Eukaryota; Fungi; Basidiomycota; Agaricomycetes; Boletales; Suillaceae. Bases 377 to 985 code for a protein of 202 amino acids. The transcript has 7 exons. The record is from RefSeq and is a predicted model, not a curated record.
AUGGUUCGAAGCUAACCGGUCCAUUUUGUCUGUGUUGAUUCUCGAUAUCAGUACCAGACCGCGGCAGGCCGAGUGCAGGAUCUCUAACAAUCUCAUGUAUGACUCCUACAAUCGUAUCAGGCAGAGCGUCGGAUAAGCGGCCAUUGUGGGGUAUCUCACGCGCCCAAACAUCGUAAUGACUUGCGGGACCUUUCCCUUUUGUCUGUCGAGCUCCACGGACCACACGUAAACAGAAGCCGUGCCGUGAAGGGAACAAAAUGAAAUCUGGUCUAUGAAAGUAUCAUAUCUAGGAUAAUCAUAAAAGUCAUCUCAAUUGCAAAACCCUGGCAAUCCCCAACCUCCAUACCUUAUCAAUAAUACUAAUCCCUUCCCCCUCAUGAAGUCAGACUCCUUGCCUCCGGGUCGCACAAUGAAUUCUGAUACCCACAUGCGAAUGGGACAUCCUAUUGUCUCUUCAUUGAUUAUCUUCUGCAGUAUCAUCGUGCUUUCAAUCUCAGCCUGGCUCACAUCAUGUUUUACUGUCGACGACAACUACUUCAGUCUAGCUGAACGAGACCGCACUCGUUUUCUAUUGUUUACUUCAGGAUGGACGAUCGUAUUCUCCGUUCUCUACAUGCUUUUCUUCUUUUAUCUUCCAGGAAGUGUUUUGGGUAGUGUGGGAUCUCAUAUCGUCUUCCUGUUUUUAACAUUUAUCUUCUGGACCUCGGGUGCUACAAGUAUAACUACAGUUCUCGGUGCAGAACUGAAUAACAAUACCCAGAGAAAUAUCAUAUAUCUUGAUCAACUCAACGCGCUACAAGGCUUUGCUUGGGUCACUGAGGCUCUUGUAACUUUCGCAUUAGUAGCUGUGCUCAUCCGUGGCAUCAUCGCAACCCGUCCAGGUUCAGACCAUCACGACAAUUUUGACGAUCGUGACAAUAUCAUAGUACGAUUGAGCAAAGUGCCGAUUCGGAGCCUGCCGGAGAGUCAUCCCCCGCACUACUAGUAUGCGUGCAACUGAGCGAGAGUCGAGACGCCUUUGAUUUUGUCGUUCUAUUCGAAAUUCGACAUGACCCUCCGGGCGUCCAUGCAUCACUUCUAUGUUCAAUUUAUCUUUCUUUCUAUCCAUAUUUGUUUCUUGUCACUUCCUUGCCACCCCAAAUCCAGCGGAUAUUGCUGUUACAUGUCUUUGCACGUCGCAUUUACUUCGUAAUGACUGCUUGCCUGAGCACACACUGCCAUACACUUAUACUUUUGAAUUGCAUGACCGAGCUAUGCUGUAUGCCUGCCAGGAUGUACCCGCUUAUGUAAUGUAGAUCGACAUUUGAAAAUAUUGUCGAAAGCAUUAUCGACAUCAAUUCA